AUGUCCAGCCCACAGGCUGCGGUUCCCCUGCCCAGGAAUCCAACAACAAUCGCAGACCUGCCUCCCGAGCUCAUCACGUCGAUCUACAAGCACCUCGACAAACCCUCCUCGAUCACCGCACUCAACAGCACCUGCCGCAAACACUACCUGAUCUGGCAACUCAACGCAGCCUCCAUUUCCAGCGCAGUCAUCUACGACAGAAUCUCCGGUAUCUCCACCGCCAUGGAGCUGCUAGAUAUCCAAGACAGGAUCCGCGGCGUCGACCUUAGCAUAAGAAAUCCAGCCACCGGUCGCGUUCUGGAAAUCCAACAAGAGGCCCGAGACGCGGUCUUGAGAGACCAAAAGAGCGGCUAUCGAGGUGCCGCCUACAGCAACGGCGAUUACCGUGCGAUCCUUGUCCGGAACAAGGCGCUCAUCUCCAACGCGAAGAAAGCCGACCAUGCCGGCACAUUGUCCACGCGGGGCGCAUCCCCCGACCGCAUCGUGUCGCCCGAUGAUGCUCGGGUGCCGCCACGCGAGGAGUUCAUCUCCGCUUUCUAUCGCGUCUGGAUGUUCGCAACUUUAUACUUAGGAGAAGCCAUGAGGGCCCGAUUGGGUUCGAUGGAGGUGACUCAGCUCGAAGACAUGAUGGCCGUGGUACAGUUCUUGGUCUACGACUGCCCCGUUGAUGACAAGGUUUACCUGGGUGUCUCCAGACGCUGGAAGCCGCGCCCUAUUGAGUUCGGUUAUGGAACGGAACCAGACAAGUGUAAUUUUGAUUGGGGUUGGAUGGGGGCUUUCUUCAGUAUUAGUGGCGCGUAUGGGGGUUUGGCCGGUGCGCACAUGAUUGUAGCCAUCGGCCACAGUGUAACUGGGGAUUAG
Messenger RNA from Letharia columbiana, 861 nucleotides. RefSeq lists its product as uncharacterized. The transcript has a single exon. The record is from RefSeq and is a predicted model, not a curated record. Bases 1 to 861 code for a protein of 286 amino acids. NCBI's taxonomy places the organism in Eukaryota, Fungi, Ascomycota, Lecanoromycetes, Lecanorales, Parmeliaceae.